AUGCUGCCGAUUCAACUGGUGGAGAGAGGGCUUUAUCCACCUUAUUCCUAGCUCCCAUGAUAUCUUGCGUGAAUUAUGGGUAUGACUUCCCGAGCAGGCGAUUGCCAUGGUAACGGUCAUAAACAGUCAUUGCGGUACGCUUAUUGUCUUUCAGCGUUUGGGAAAUAAAACAUGUAGGAACACAGCCUGUUACACCUCAAACGGGACAAUGUGAUUAUAUCUCUGCCUUCUACUAUUGAGGGAUGGGAGGACGACCUGAAAAAGUGUCCUCAGAUAAUGUACACUAGCGUAUUUAACUACUUUAUCAACUCUGUUGUUAUGGACGGUGAAGCUAUGAAUAACCUGAAAACUCUGAGUCUUAUCAGUACCUCCACAGCAAUAAAGUCGGUGUCAGAAGGUGUCACACUUCGCAACCACUACGGAUUUAUGGUCGAGCAGAACAUCUGAGCCGUACCUCUACUUGACGGUGCAUUUCAUCGACGAAUCUUGGCUACUUUCGCACUUUUGUUCGCAAACAUCUUACUUCCCAGAUGACCAUACAGGCGACAUCAUUGCUGAAGGUCUAAAGGAUGCCCUGGCAUCGUGGUCACUGGGGAUGAUUGUAUGGUUUGCAUGACCACAGACAGUGGUGCAAACGUUGUCAGUGCACUCCGAGUUAACAGCUGGACGAGGCUACCGUGUUAUGGGCACAGACUCCAUAUUGCCAUUGAGAAGAGCAUGAGGGAUCCUAGAAUAGACCGAGCCAUUGGAGUUUGCAAGAAGGUCGUUAGAGCUUUUUCCAAUAGCUGGAAAAUGAAGAGAGCACUUUGUGAUGCCCAAGAUCAGCUGAAGCUCCCAAAGCAUAAACACAGAAUCGCCAACUUGAUGGGGAUCAAGACAGCGCAUGAUAGAUUUAUUGAGCAAGAAAAGGCCAUUCGUCAUGUGCUGGAUGCAGACAAAAAGUGCAGGCAUCUUAUUCCAACAUGGCAAGAUGUUGAUGUGCUGGAAUCAGUGAGCAAAGUGCUUAGUCCUCUGUUAAAAUUUACAGAUGCUCUUUCAGGUGAGCAACUUGUAAUAGUGUCCUACCCGAAACCUGUCUUGGCAUUGUUCAACUCUGAGGUCCUGGCAGUGAAAUCUGAUGACACAGACCUAACCAAACAAAUAAAAACAACCAUCCUGGAGUACCUGAACACCAAGUACAAAGAAGACUGUGUGGAUGACCUGUUAAUUUUGUCAUCCACACUUGACCCCCGCUUCAAAAACCGUUAUAAUGAUGAUGACCAGAUUAAAGCCACUGUGUCAGCAAUUACCUCUGAACUCAUUGCUAUGACAGUGGAAGACAGCCCUGCCCCAGGCCCCACAACUACUGCAGCUAUGGCUACUACUGCAGAAGGUGGAGCAGGUGGUGGUGGUGGUGGUGAUGAUUACAAGGCAAAAAAGACCAAAAAGUAUUUUGGGAGUUACUUCAAAAAACACAAAGCCGGAGGAGAGGAGGCACUGGCCACUGCAAUUGAAAAGGAGGUCAAGAGCUUCUUACUGAUACCUGAGGUGGACAGUGAUGUUAAUCCACUUGAUUGGUGGAAAUCACAAGAGGUACAUUUCCCCAGACUGGGGAAAAUUGCUAAAAAAUAUCUAUGCAGCCCUCCAGAAAGGACAUUCAGCACUGGAGAAAAUGAUGUAACAUGUCACCAGGCUGCACUUAAACCUGACACUGUGGACAGACUGGUGUUCUUGGCUCAUAAUUUGAAGUAAAUGUACAUGUGAACAGUGAGCAGUUGGCCUAUAAUGUUUUAUACAUUUCCAGCAUC
Esox lucius (northern pike) is the source of this 1787-nucleotide messenger RNA. RefSeq names its product zinc finger BED domain-containing protein 1-like. The transcript is spliced from 2 exons. NCBI's taxonomy places the organism in Eukaryota, Metazoa, Chordata, Actinopteri, Esociformes, Esocidae. The record is from RefSeq and is a predicted model, not a curated record. Bases 604 to 1731 code for a protein of 375 amino acids. Gene Ontology annotation, molecular function: protein dimerization activity.